CUCGGCCUCGCACAUUGGUUUUCGCUCUUCAACUGUAUUCCUCGCUACUCUCGAUUUUCGCCAAUGUCAGGCCGUGGUGGUGGCCGCGGCGGCGGCCGCGGCCGCGCGGGAGGCAGGCGAUCGGACUCUCGCGGCGAUCAGCCGGCCCCGUCGUUUCAGCGCGGAGGAGGUGGCGGCAGAGGCAGGGGCUAUGCCGCCGCCGCCGCCGCCGCCGCCGGCAGUUCCGGUUACCGUCCGGCUCCGGCUCCGGCCCCGGCCCCGGCCCCGGCUCCGUCGCCGGUUCGACCGACUGUAGCUGCGUAUCCUCCCGGACCAUCUACUGCUGUUGUUGCUGCUGCUGCUUCUUCUCCUCCCGGAGCGUCUAGUUCGGGGACUUCCCCUGUGGCGCCGGCGUUGGAUGUUUCUUCUCUGAGCGGCGAGGUCGAGCGGCGGCUCACAUUGCGGGCUCCUUCGUCGCCGCCGCCCCUCUCGUCGAAGGGAGUCAGGUUUCCGCCGAGGCCUGGCUUCGGAAGGGCCGGGAGAAAGUGCGUGGUUAGAGCGAACCAUUUUCUAGUCGAAGUAGCGGACAAGGACUUUCACCAUUACGAUGUAUCUAUUGAUCCCGUGGUUUCUAACAAGAAAAUCAAUAGGGAGAUAUUAGGUGUUCUUGUCAAACAGUAUUGGGAGACUCAUUUGGGUAGGAGGAGACCGGCCUACGAUGGGAGAAAGAGUCUCUACACAGCAGGACCCCUCCCUUUCAAUAGCAAGGUGUUUUCUGUUAAAUUGGUAGAAAAUGAUGAAGCUGCCGGUAGUUCUUCUCAAUCGAGAAGGAAGGAACGUGAAUUCAAGGUAACGAUAUCGUUGGUCGCUAGGACCGAUCUUCAUCAUCUUCAGCAGUUUAUUCAGGGUAGACAAUUGGAUUGCCCGCAAGAGAUAAUACAAGUUCUUGAUGUGGUCCUUAGAGCCUCUCCAUCUGAAAAGUAUACUGUUGUUGGACGAUCAUUUUUUUCAACUGAUUUAGGGCUUAAAGGUGAACUCGGUGAAGGUUUAGAAUAUUGGAGAGGAUACUAUCAGUCUUUAAGACCUACACAGUUUGGGCUCUCACUCAAUAUAGACGUGUCGGCUAGAGCUUUCUACGAGCCAAUUCUUGUUACCGAGUUUGUUGCGAAAUACUUCAACCGUCGAGAUAUGUCGAGCCAAUUGUCUGAUCAGGACCGUAUUAAGGUGAAGAAGGCUUUGACACGACUUAAGGUGGAAAUGACUCAUACAGGAUAUCGGAGAACUUACAGGAUCACUGGAUUGUCAGAUAAGCCAAUGAGCAAAACCACGUUUAUGCUCGAUGACCAAACAGAGAUAUCAGUUGUUCAAUACUUCCGGGAGAAAUACAACAUCGGUUUGCAAUAUGUAUCAAUGCCGACACUGCUAGCUGGAAGCGACACGAAGCCUGUCCUCUUACCUAUGGAGCUUUGUAGGAUUGCUGCUGGGCAGAGGUACACUAAGAAAUUGAAUGAACGACAAGUAACUGCUCUGUUAAGGGCGACCUGCCAACGCCCUUAUGACAGGGAAAAGAGUAUUAGGCAGAUGGUUGAUGAGAAUAAGUAUGAUGAAGAACUCCUUCUAACGAAAGAAUUUGGAAUGUCGGUGGGAAAUGAACUUGCUUUCGUCGAGGCUCGUGUUUUACCACCACCAAUGCUUAAAUAUCAUGAAAGUGGUCGAGAUGCAACGGUUGGUCCAUUGAUGGGGCAGUGGAAUAUGGUUAACAAGAAAAUGAUCGAUGGAGGUAGAGUGGAUACCUGGAUGUGUGUUAACUUCUCAAGGUGGAAUCAAAAUAUGACUCAUCAAUUUUGUGACGAAUUGGUCAAGUUGUGUAAUAGUAAAGGGAUGGCUUUUAACCCACAACCAGUACUCCCUAUACGUGAUGGUCAACCCCGCCAGAUUGAAAGAGUCCUUGCGGAUAUUAAUAGAGAAUCUCGGGCAAGACUCGCGAACAUGAAUUCACCUCGGAAAGAACUUCAGCUGUUGAUAGCUAUCUUACCGGACAUAGCUGGAUCUUAUGGGAAGAUAAAAAGAGUAUGCGAAACUGAACUGGGAAUUGUCUCACAGUGUUGCCAACCGAAAGAAGCUGCAAAAAUGAAGGAGCAAUAUCUUGCAAAUCUUGCACUGAAAAUUAAUGUCAAGGUUGGCGGAAGGAAUACUGUUCUGAAUGACGCCAUUUUGAGAAGAAUCCCUCUUGUCACUGAUAUGCCAACCAUAAUUUUUGGGGCAGACGUAACACAUCCACAACCUGGAGAUGAUGCUAAUCCUUCCAUAGCAGCUGUGGUAGCUUCUAUGGACUGGCCAGAAGUGACGAAAUAUAGAGGCCUUGUUUCUGCACAGACUCACAGACAAGAAAUCAUUAACGAUUUGUACAUCCCUAAACAGACCCCGGAGGGGAAAGCUGGAGGGAUGAUUAGGGAAUUGCUUAUUGCCUUCAGAAGAUCUACUGGGCAUAAACCUCAUAGGAUAAUAUUUUAUAGGGAUGGGGUUAGUGAAGGUCAAUUCUCGCAAGUUCUUCUCUAUGAAAUGGAUGCAAUUCGCCAGGCCUGUGCCUCACUUGAAGAGGAUUAUCUGCCACCAGUUACCUUCGUUGUGGUGCAAAAGAGGCACCACACACGCCUCUUUCCUGAGAAUUAUAACAGACGCGAUUCAAUGGACAGGAGUGGCAAUAUACUACCUGGUACCGUUGUUGAUACUCGCAUCUGCCACCCCACUGAAUUCGAUUUUUACCUCAAUAGCCAUGCUGGGAUUCAGGGUACUAGUAGGCCGUCGCACUACCAUGUAUUACUUGAUGAGAACAAUUUUAGUGCCGAUGCUCUCCAAACCCUCACUAACAAUUUGUGCUACACAUAUGCUCGAUGCACACGCUCGGUCUCAAUAGUGCCUCCUGCUUAUUAUGCCCAUUUAGCAGCCUUUCGAGCGAGGUAUUACAUAGAUGGGGACGGGUCGGAUACUGGGUCGUCGGGAGGAGGAAGGGGCACUGCUGUGGAGAUCCGGGCACUUCCUUCGAUCAAAGACAAUGUCAAAGAUGUGAUGUUUUAUUGCUGAUGCGUUGGGCACCAAGGACGGGACUCGCUCUUUUACUGGAAAUAGACUUGACACUUGCUCA
Molecule: messenger RNA, 3124 nt
Organism: Syzygium oleosum
Lineage: Eukaryota; Viridiplantae; Streptophyta; Magnoliopsida; Myrtales; Myrtaceae
Product: protein argonaute MEL1
Exons: 22
Coding region: 64-3063 (999 amino acids)
Biological process (GO): regulatory ncRNA-mediated post-transcriptional gene silencing
Cellular component (GO): cytoplasm
Molecular function (GO): RNA binding; protein binding
Source: RefSeq, a predicted model, not a curated record